CAGAAACAAAAUGAGCGAGUGAGAGUGACACACUGACAAGCAGUUGGUUUUCAAUAAGGAAACUGACAUUUAGCAUCGGAGUACUUCUUAAGACACAAGCCUGGGGGACAAGUUCAAGCACCGGGCAUGAACUCACAGACUCUCAGGCCCUGCAGCGGGAGGACUGGAGACUGAAAACAGCUUCAGCAAAGCUCAUCUGCUUUAUCAGGAUGGGCUGCGCUUGCAGUGGCCAGAAACAAGUACAAGAUGACAAGUUCUACAAAGGAAAACACAACUCUCAGGCCUCCCACUCGACAAAUCACAUAGGACGAAGUGGAAACAGCUAUUCGGAUAAUGAUGAUACUGUGUUUGUGGCACAGCAUGACUUUAAAGGGACCAACGACAGUGAUCUACCAUUCAAAAAGGGAGACAAACUUAAGGUUUUACAAGAAAAUGGAGAAUGGUGGGUGGCUAAAUCAUUGGCAACUGGGAAGGAGGGCUUCAUACCAUGUAAUUAUGUAGCCAGGGCAGAUACACUGGAGAUAGAAAGGUGGUUUUUCAAAGACAUAAGUAGGAGAGAGACUGAACGACUGCUUUUAGCCCCUGGAAACAAACCAGGUGCCUUUCUAAUCCGAGAGAGUGAAACCAGCAAAGGGUCCUUCUCACUGUCAGUCAGAGAUCAUGUACCAGAACAAGGAGAUGUGGUAAAACAUUACAAGAUCCGCAGUCUGGACAAAGGUGGCUACUACAUCUCACCCUCGAACACAUUCCUAUCUCUACAGGAACUGGUGAAAUACUAUAGCCGUACAGCAGACGGUUUGUGUCAGCGGCUGUAUGCCCCUUGUAGGUCUAAGGAGCCCCAGCAGCCAUGGGCACAAGACGAAUGGGAGAUUCCCAGAGAGACACUGAAAAUGGUGAAGAAACUUGGGGCAGGGCAGUUUGGAGAAGUGUGGAUGGGUUACUAUAAGAACACCCAGAAGGUUGCUAUUAAGACCUUAAAGGAGGGAACGAUGGCGCCUGAGGCCUUCCUCCAGGAGGCCAACUUGAUGAAGCAGCUGCAGCAUGAACGACUGGUGCGGCUCCAUGCUGUGGUCACUAAGGAGCCCAUCCUUAUUGUCACAGAGUUCAUGAUCAAUGGAUGCCUCCUAGACUUUCUAAAAACAGAUGAAGGAAAAAAGCUAAAGCUAAAUAAGCUGAUAGACAUGUCAGCACAGAUAGCUGAAGGCAUGGCGUACAUCGAGAGGAAGAACUACAUCCACCGAGACGUGCGUGCAGCCAACAUUCUGGUCAGUGAAACCCUGCACUGCAAGAUAGCAGACUUUGGCCUGGCGAGGAUCAUCGAGACAGAAUACACAGCUCAAGAAGGUGCUAAAUUUCCCAUCAAAUGGACGGCUCCAGAGGCCAUCAAUUUUGGCACAUUCAGCAUCAAAUCAGACGUAUGGUCCUUUGGGAUCCUCCUCACAGAGAUAGUCACCUAUGGAAGAAUACCCUACCCAGGGAUGACCAACCCAGAGGUGAUCAGGUGCCUGGAUAGGUCGUACAGGAUGCCAUGUCCGGACGGCUGCCCCGAGGAACUCUAUGACAUUAUGAUGAUAUGCUGGAAGCAGAGGCCUGAGGACCGGCCUACUUUUGAAUUUCUCCAAAACACUCUCAACGACUUCUUUAUUGCCACAGAGGGACAAUAUGAGAUGCAGCCGUGAUAAAAGAAAAAGAAAAUGUUUCCUGUUGGUAACCCGUAGAGACAAAAUGUCCGACAUGAAGGAGGAUGAGGACCAAACAUCUUCUUUAUAACAGAUGCAAUUGAUUUUUUUUAAAACCUUUCAAAUGGACACAUUUUUUAAAGCCUACCUUCUGACUAAAGCUAUUUAUUGGCUUCCUCUGUCUCUCGCAGCUAAGAACGCCUGAAAACAUGUCAGAAAGGCAACGUUCAGAACUGCAACGCAAUGUUUUAUUAUACUGACUGUACUCCUGCCAUUGAUGGCUCCCAUUCUUGAUGACAGCCACAGAGUAUGAGGAGACUGAUAUAUACAAUGGUAAAAAAGGAAUAUGGAAACACAGUACAUGCAUGAUGUAAAAAAGACCUUUGGACCCAAGGAAGUCAGCUCAGGUAAAGUUACAGAUAAAACAUUUGCAUGGUACAGAAACAAGCAGCCUGAGAUUACAUGCACAAUACUUUGCACUUUUUUCCUUCAGUCAUCCAGCAGAUAAAAUAGAAAAUAGAAAAGGGCUUCCUAAAGAGAAUUUUUACUUGCAUACAUGUUUUUUUUUAAAUAAAAAUAUUUACAUUA
Micropterus salmoides (largemouth bass) is the source of this 2267-nucleotide messenger RNA. It is a transcript of the gene blk, whose product is annotated as BLK proto-oncogene, Src family tyrosine kinase. The transcript is spliced from 14 exons. Gene Ontology annotation, molecular function: signaling receptor binding; ATP binding; non-membrane spanning protein tyrosine kinase activity. Gene Ontology annotation, cellular component: extrinsic component of cytoplasmic side of plasma membrane. The record is from RefSeq and is a predicted model, not a curated record. NCBI's taxonomy places the organism in Eukaryota, Metazoa, Chordata, Actinopteri, Centrarchiformes, Centrarchidae. Gene Ontology annotation, biological process: cell differentiation; cell surface receptor protein tyrosine kinase signaling pathway; innate immune response. The coding region runs from base 210 to 1679 and encodes 489 amino acids.